This is a messenger RNA of Daucus carota subsp. sativus, 1177 nucleotides long. RefSeq names its product non-functional NADPH-dependent codeinone reductase 2-like. The transcript has 3 exons. The record is from RefSeq and is a predicted model, not a curated record. NCBI's taxonomy places the organism in Eukaryota, Viridiplantae, Streptophyta, Magnoliopsida, Apiales, Apiaceae. Gene Ontology annotation, cellular component: cytosol. The coding region runs from base 1 to 960 and encodes 319 amino acids. Gene Ontology annotation, molecular function: aldose reductase (NADPH) activity.
AUGAGCACUCCACAAGUUACUCUGAGUUCUGGGAAUGCGAAAACCAUGCCUGUUUUGGGACUGGGAACAGCAGCUGAUCCACUUCCAGGACCAGAUACCGUCGUAAGAGCAGUGCUUGAAGCGAUUGAGCUCGGUUACAGGAUGUUUGAUACUGCUUCUGUUUACCAAACAGAGGAGGCUCUUGGUGAAGCCAUAUCUCAGGCUCUUGGUCUCGGUUUGAUCAAGUCCAGGGACGAAGUCUUCAUCACUUCUAAGAUCUGGUGCUCUGAUAAUUAUGGCGAUCGUGUCCUCCCUGCCCUUCGAAGGACUCUGCAGAAACUGAAGAUGGAGUAUCUUGAUCAAUACCUUAUACAUUUUCCGGUGAGCCUGAAGCCUGGAGCACCUUUUCCAUUUAGCCCUGAAGACGUUGUUUCGAUGGACAUUAAGUCUGUUUGGACAGCCUUGGAAGAGUGCCAAACACUUGGCCUUACAAAAUCAAUUGGUGUCAGUAAUUUCACUUGCAAGAAGCUUGCUGAUUUACUGGCUUUUGCUAAGAUUCCUCCAGCAGUCAAUCAAGUGGAGAUGAACCCGGCAUGGCAACAAGGGAAGCUGAUGGAGUUCUGUAAGGCAAAUGGAAUCACGAUAGCUGCUUAUUCUCCGCUUGGAGGACCAGGUGCCUUUUGGGGAAGCAAGGGGGUGUUGGAAUCUGAGGUUCUUCAGGAAAUUGCAAAGUCGAAAGGAAAAUCUGUAGCUCAGGUGGCUCUGAGAUGGGUUUAUGAGCAAGGGGUUGUCAUUGUGAUGAAGAGCUUCAACAAAGAGAGACUAAAGCAGAAUCUCGAAAUUUUUGACUGGGAGUUGACAGAUGAAGAGUCCAAGAAGAUUGCUGAUAUCCCACAGAGCAGGACAGGCCUUGCUCAGAUGUUCAUCUCUGAAGCAGGCCCUUUCAAGUCACUCGAGCAGCUCUGGGACGGAGAACUUUGAAAAAAAUUAUUCUAUAUACAUAAGUAUUCCCCAAUGAUUUUUUCUCAGAGGGUGACUUGUAGUACAGUGACCAAUGGCUUUUAUCUAAUUUUUGUUGUGCACGUCAAAUUCAAAUAAUUUUGUAGUGUGGUAAGAAUACAGGUGUGUGGGUAUUGAAAUUCAUGAUAUUGACCAUUUUACAAAAUAAAUGAAUGGAGUAUUCUAGAGGUUUAUCUUA